GGCCAGCCUGGUCUACAGGAUGAAUUCCAGGACAGCCAAGAAUACACAGAGAAACCCUCUCUUGAAAACAAAAGCAAAAAGAAAUGACAGUACAUUUCCCCAAAAGUGUAUUUUCCUCUGAAGUUAAAAAGUUCACAGAAGGGGCCAACAAAAAGAGCCAUCUUCCUGAAUGCCUGUCUCAAUUCACUUGACUUGUGACUGAGUUAGUCUUUCUGCCUAGGAAUCACUGAAAUUGAGCUUUAAAGUAUCAAUUGUAUUGUCAUAUUUGAUUGCAAUGCCAUAUUUAUUAUUUGCCUUAUACCAGGAGUAUUCUAGGCUCUUGCCUCCAAUCUACACAUGGUUCCAGGUGAAAACUUAAUUAAAAAUUGUGAAACAUUAUGUUGUGGGAAAUUUCAGAAAAGUAUAUACAAAUAGAGAUAAUUGUAUAAGAACCCCUCAUCCAAUCUCAAUAAAAAAAAAAAAUUAUGGUCUGUCCUCACCUACUUUUCAACCACAACGGAUUGUGGAAGUAGUUCCUAGAUAUGUUUUCAAAAAACGCCUGUCCAGGUGGUAGCGAGUGGACUCAUGGGAAUGACAAUUCCAAAUACUUCCCAAGUCCUCAGAGCCUCGACCCCGUAGGGGCCUAUCUGGAUGUAAUCCUUCCUUCCAGAGGCCGAUGCAGGAGGAGCACAAGGUCCAGGCCAGACCUGGUGCGUAGGCUUAAGAUGAAAUGUAAAAGGUUUCAGAUAUUGUUACAUUACAUAUUUUCACAGUAUUUAAUAUUUGUCAGGUGCGCACAAUUUGCUAUCAUGACACAUUAAACACUACAUUUGUGUUUAUAUUUUUUUAUUUUUCAUAUUAAACUACUAGCAUUAUAAGCUUCAUCUAGGGACUGUGGCAUCCCUGCACACGCACAAGCUGAGGAGAAACACCCGCGAGAGGCAAGGGAGAGGUGUAAAAACUGCUCUAGUUUUCUGUCAGCGGGCCAUUCCAGAGACGUUGGUGUCGCAGAUCACGUGACCCUGCUUCAUGCUUCGACAGGGCCCGAGACACCACCCACGGGAACUGACGGAGGCAGGGUGCAGGAUGCCCAGGGUAGAAACCAGCCUGAGAGCAGCCCGACCCUGAGGCAGCCUGGGAGGCCUGUGGGUCUGAGGUGACCAGACCAGCGCAGGAGAAUCCAUCCGAGGGGAGGGGAGGCCUGUGGCCCUGAGGCAACCAGACAAGCACAGGAGCUUCCAUCUGUGGGAGGGUAACCUGCCACUAAGAGUUUCCAUCUGAGAAGGCCACCCUUACCGAUUCAAGAUGCCUUCAGCCCAGGAGCAUCCAUCUGAGAGGAAGCCUGCAGCCUGAGGUGGCCACCCCUCCCAGUUGAGGGCCCAAGGCUACGCAUCCUGUGUUGCCUCCUGCUUUGGUCCCCAGAACAGCGUGGGAAGGACAGCGAGGCACACCCGGGUCUCUAGGACACAAGAAAGAGGGGCUGAGUCCCUAAGGCCCUGCUUUUUCCACAUCGAUACAAAAAGUUCCUCAGUUUUUCUUGCUCAGAGAUUCUAUUAUUUAUGGCUGCCACAAAAACUUGGAGCUGUGAUGACUAUUUCAGUGUGGACAAACUAAUGGAAUGGCCAGAGCCGGAGUCUGUUUCUUUAAUGGAGGUAUUAGCUCGAGAAGACAUCGAUGAAGCUGUGCAUGCAAUAUUGUUCCGAGAAAACUACAUUGUGAAGAGAAUGGAUACAUAUAUUCAGCAUCAGGCUGUUUUGAAGGAAAGAAGAAAAGAGAUGUUACAUAAGAAAUGGGUUGAAAAUGUAGUACGGCCUCUUCAGCAGAGAAUUAUAGAAAAAGUGAUUUCAUAUAGAAAACCUGGACAAAGUCAAGUGAAAUAUGAAUACUGCCUAAAGCACACGAGUAAACCGACGAAAGCCGAUCCAAAGUGUGAGUGUCUGUUCCGUAGACAGCAAGAGCUCCGAGAAGCUAAAGGAACCCGCUACCUGCACGGCACAGAGAAACAGAGCGACAAGCAAAAAGAACCUAAAGGAACCAGAAAGGCUCCCCUCUUCAGCAGAUCACCCAAGUUCAUGCUCACUUCCCAUGGCAUCGUUCCCAAAGAGAGGCAGAGAGCCUCUGCCCAGCCUGUGUGGAAUAAGCCAGCUGGCACAUGCAGUACUGAAAAGCUUUGUACAUCCCAGUCACAUUUGCCUCAGGAGGAGAAGACCUGCAACCUAAACCAGAUUGUCUUUGAAAGGCAGUUCCGUUCCUCUAAGCUCAGCCCGAAGAAGAAAGAGGCUGAGAAGAAGGGUCCGGUUUCAGGGACCCGACCACAGAGACCACACUCCUGGGCAGCAGCAGACAGCCACCGUUGGCAGGGGCCACCCGCUGUGGGAAGAAGGGUGAUGACCGCAGAGCUCCUGGGGAAGCACCUGGACUCCCUGCAGGGGGCAGCCAGGUCAGGCCUCCAGUGGGCAUAGAGCUUCCUGCCUUCACAUUACAUACACAUUUAAGACACUGGGAACGUAGCUUAUCUCUAGGUAGGAAGCGGUUGCAAGGACCUGAGGAACAGCAGUUAGUUUUCUAAGCCCUGGCUAUGAACUAGGAAGUGUGUGUGGCGUUUUCAUUUCACUGAAAACACUUGACAGCAAGACAGCUUGAUCAUCUCCCAGUACUGGGUGCUCAAUGGGGCGUUGCGCCUGGCGUGGGGCCAGUCCCCAGUCAGAGAUACCAGGGCUUUAUUCAAGUUCAGUCCUGCUCGCACUCCAGGGUGCGACUUCGUCACAGACACUCAGGCCUGGCAGUGGGGUUAAAUUGCUCAGAGGGAGGAUGCUCUAUCAUUGUGUGAGGCCCCUGGGGGGGGGGGUGGGGGAAACACUGAAGGGGUUUAAUGGAACCUCCUCGCCAAGGGGAGAUGUCUAGUUAUGUGAGGGCUACCCGUUUCUUGGUGGAUGGGGUAUCUCCUCGCAUCCUCUAGAAACUUGGGCUCACAUUUCAGUGGGGAAGACAAUUUGACUUCCUCAGGGGCAGUUCUGGGUUAAUAGGCAAAAAAAAAAAAAAAAAAAAAAAAAAAAUGGAGUUGCUGGCUGUACCCUUUCUAGCCAUCAAAGUCACAUGACUCAGAUCCUGAGGGCUCCUGUGACCCAAAUCUGAUGAAGGUGUCCUGACAGUUGAGAGACAGGGACACUUACUCUAGUGAGGAUUAAAGUCCCCACGGGCCUGGGGAAGAGUAUGGUUGCUGUGUAGCUAUGGGUCACAAGUAACCUCAGAGCUUUAAAGCUGCCGGAUUGUCAGGGAGUGUAAUGCUCCACACGUGGGCUGUCAGCAGCAACUUUCCUGACUUCAACUCUACCUUGCAUCAAUACCAACCAGACAAGCUCCCCAAACCCAGGAGAGUGGGCAGCGGGCUUGUCCAGCAGCCUGUGCCUGGUCCUUCGGAGCUUCCUAGAAUAAGCGGGAUACUGGUUGCUUCAGUUUUAUGUAUCAAGUAGCAGCUUCUUCCUGUUUUAACCAGUGGGUAUGUGAGGUCAGCAUCUGGAGUCAGCGAAGGGAAAAGUCUUUAAAAUAUCAGUCCACUGAACUGUGUGUUCCAAAUGACUUAGCCAAUUUAAACAAGAAUGGGGAGAAUGGAAGAGCCCUGAGCUCCUGGCUACUCUAGCUGCUGGAGAAAGAUCUGUCACCUUUACUCUGUGAUCUUCACGGGAGGAUUCUGUGUUCAAAAUCUUAGUUACUAUUUGAAAAAUUUCAUAUUUUAGUAUUCAAAGCCAAAUAAGCAGUAUGGCUAUGGCUGUGGCAAGACAGAGGACAGGAAGUGCUGGGGCUGCUGGAGCUGCAGGGCCGCAGAGCUGCAGGCAGUCCUGACCUCUGUCAGGACUUCACCCUUCCCUGUAGGUUGCCCCUGUCAGUGCCAGCGUAGCUCCCACACAGUUCACCUGCCCACAGCAGUGACCUGUGAAGCCAAACCUCAGGAACCUGAGAGAUGCACAGAAGGCUCUGGGCAAGCCAGCGGUGGAGUUAAGUAGAUCUCCUGGCCCACCCAUCCUCAGGAUUCUUUAUAAGCAGUUUCAGAAGGGAACUGUUAAAAGCAUUUCACACAUAGUCAAGCUUUGAGAGGAAUUACAUUCAUAAACGUAUACUUUUAUUCUCUUUCUGUACAUGUUGGCAAUGAUAAAGCUUAAAGAUGCAUUUCUAUGAAAUAUGCAAAACAAGGAAUUUACAUAAAUAAUUUAUACCUCAGAAAAUUAAAGUUGAAAAAUAUUCCCACAUUAUUUUAGAGUUCACAGUAUAUUUAAAGUACAUCAAGCUUCCCUCCUUAUAUUUCAAACCGUAUUGUCUGAGCAGAGAAGGAUAAAAUCUAACCAGAAUAAAAGGAUCAAGUUUCUGUUUA
Molecule: messenger RNA, 4348 nt
Organism: Myodes glareolus (Bank vole)
Lineage: Eukaryota; Metazoa; Chordata; Mammalia; Rodentia; Cricetidae
Product: protein FAM228A
Source: RefSeq, a predicted model, not a curated record